AUGCCGAUAGACAAUUGGCUUAUUCUAGCAUUAAUUAUGAUUUUUUCGUCAAUCAUAUUCUGUGCGCUUUUCCCAAUGACUAUUCGUCUGCUGCUUGCACGUCGACGAUAUCGUCGCUAUCGUCUUGAAUUGCAAGAAAUUGCUUGGUCAACUCCCGAUGCAAUCAUCAAUCUACAGUCAAUUUAUCGCAGUAUUCAUCCUCUAACCGAUGAAAAUCUUCAGUUUCAUGAACAUUCGAUCUUGUAUUCUCAAUUGCCGUUCAUUGACGAUUUAACGAAAGACGAUGAUACAUCUGUUUGA
Molecule: messenger RNA, 300 nt
Organism: Adineta ricciae
Lineage: Eukaryota; Metazoa; Rotifera; Eurotatoria; Adinetida; Adinetidae
Source: the annotation of a GenBank genome assembly